AUGAAUAUGAUGCGAAGGUUGAAAAGCAUUGCUUCUGGGAGAACUUCCAUUUCAUCAGAUCCUGUAGGUGAUUGGACCACAAAAAGACCCAAGUUUGAUCAAGACACAGAAGGAACGGUCAAUGAGGAGACAUAUCCUAAUGAGAAAGGCGAAAAAGAUCUGGAGCAGUAUGGAGAUGCAUCCACAGAAAGUGUUGAUUCCAAUGCUCCUACAGCUAGAGCUGAGAAGUCAGGUUUGGAUCAACUUCCAGAGGAAUUAAAUGAAAUGAAAAUUGGAGAUGACAAAGGAAAAAACAACAAUGAGAAGGAUAUGGAAGCAACUAUCGUAAAUGGUAAUGGAACAGAAACAGGUCAACUAAUUACAACUGCUAUUGGUGGUCGAGAUGGACAACCUAAGCGGACAAUCUCAUACAUGGCAGAACGUGUGGUCGGCACUGGUUCUUUUGGUGUUGUUUAUCAGGCCAAGUGCAUUGAAACUGGUGAAUCAGUUGCAAUAAAAAAAGUGUUGCAAGACAAGAGAUAUAAGAAUAGGGAACUGCAGGUUAUGCGCAUACUUGACCAUACAAACGUUCUCAGACUAAAGCAUUGUUUCUAUUCAGCAGCCGAUAAAGAUGAGUUGUACCUUAACCUAGUUUUGGAGUAUGUGCCUGAAACUGUCUACAGAGUUUCCAAGCACUAUAUCAGAAUGCACCAACAUAUGCCUAUCAUUUAUGUGCAACUGUAUACCUACCAGAUAUGCCGGGGUUUAAAUUAUUUGCAUCAUGUGAUUGGAGUCUGUCAUCGGGACGUCAAACCCCAGAAUCUAUUGGUUAAUCCCCAGAGUCAUCACUUAAAGAUAUGUGAUUUUGGGAGUGCAAAGAUGUUGGUGCCUGGCGAACCCAACAUAUCAUACAUAUGCUCGCGGUAUUACAGAGCUCCAGAGCUUAUAUUUGGUGCAACAGAAUACACAACUGCUAUUGACAUUUGGUCUGCUGGUUGUGUUAUGGCUGAGCUUCUUCUAGGACAUCCAAUGUUUCCUGGAGAGAGUGGGGUUGAUCAGCUGGUAGAGAUCAUUAAGAUCUUGGGAACACCAACCAGAGAAGAAAUAAAGUGCAUGAAUCCAAAUUACACUGAAUUUAAGUUUCCUCAGAUAAAAGCACACCCGUGGCAUAAGGUUUUCCACAAGAAGAUGCCGUCAGAAGCAGUGGAUCUAGUGUCAAGGAUGCUUCAGUAUUCACCAAAUCUACGUUGCAAUGCUUUGGAGGCCUGUGCACACCCUUUCUUCGACGAUCUGCGAGACCCCAAUGCAUGCUUGCCUAAUGGGAGACCACUGCCUCCGUUGUUCGAUUUCACUGUUCAAGAACUGGCAGGCUCAUCAGAAGAGUUGCGUCGACGACUCAUUCCCGAGCAUGCAAGAAGUCUCUGCUGUCCAUCCUGCACCAUCAUGAUUAUUCAGCUCAUAGUCAAGGAGAGCCUUAAAACCAUGCAACCUCAUUGUGAAGGAGUGGCAGGUGAUGAUCCCAUGAACGAAGGGCUGCCCGUGGACUAUGUGGAAUUAUCAGAUGAGUAG
This is a messenger RNA of Sphenostylis stenocarpa, 1548 nucleotides long. Lineage: Eukaryota; Viridiplantae; Streptophyta; Magnoliopsida; Fabales; Fabaceae. The record is from the annotation of a GenBank genome assembly.